AUGGUAGCGCCGAAGGAGGGAUCGCUUUCGAUUCUUCAAGGUUCAACGUCCUUCUGGCUUCUUUCCCUCCUGAUGUCGGCCUCCAUGUGUCACGCGCUGAUCCACUCUGGAGCGAAAUACGCGGAUCGCUCACGUGUCGCUGGUGGGGGAGCAACGGCCGCGAGGAUUGCGGACGCGGCGGGUCUACCUGUCGUGGGCGCGAGUAGGAGAUUUCUCUGCGACGACAACUCGACUACUAACGCGUCCGAGUCCAGUGGCGGCUCGAAUCGAAAAUCAACGUCCAUUGGCCACGAUGCGGUUCGGAACCACAGGGACCAGGGGAAUACGUCGGGUGCGACCGGAUCGGGAAAAGGCUUGAGUGACCGAGGAGACGUCGAGAGCAAUGGGGAGCGGGUGGGGAACGGCGCUGAUACUGGGCAGAAUAAUAAGGGUGCGCAUCAUGACAGCAGUCGGAGUGACGGGGGCGAGGAGCGCAACGAGAACGAGGGAAGGGAGAAGAGUUACGAGGAGAAGGAUAAAGACAAGAGAGAAAAGCGCAAAACGAACGGAAAGAGCGGGAACAACAACGGCAAGGAGGGCGGCACAGUCGGAAACGCAGCGAAGGGAGGAGGGAAUGUGGAGGAGAGUAAAUCCACAGAGAGCUUUGACGGUGGAGAUUCGUCAAAGGAGGGAGAAAAUCACAUGAAGUGUAACGACUCGAAUGGUAACUCUUCCGAAGAGUCGUCGACGACCCACGGUAGCAGUGGAAGCGGAGCUGAUGUUUCGCUCGGGGAUCGGCUGGGUGGCUGGAGCGGCGCGGCGGGCGGCAAUGAGAAACUGCCGUCGUCGCUCGCUGCGCUACUAGCCGACGCGCUUAUUAGACUGACCGCGAGUGCCCGAAUCCGAAUCGACGGCCAAGGGCUGGACCUCGGACGCCGGGCCGGGCAGCAAGGUUCGUCACCCAACCCUAUUUCUACGUCUGGGCACAGCCCAGCUCGGAGCAGCGACCAAGUUCUCGCGAAACCGCUGAUGGCGGUGAAUCUGUUCGUGUUCAACGAGCCAAUUGAAAUCUCAGCCGUCCAUUCGUUCGAGAACAAGGGCAGCGUGUCGCUGCAGACGCAGCUCGCGCUCACGACGGCUCUGGCACGAGACAACGCUACGGCUGCUGCGACUGGGAAUGCACAGGGUGCUGCACUUGGGCCAGCACCUGUUGAUGCAGCAAGCAGCGCAGCACAGGGCGCUGCAAGGAAACCUACCGCGGAGUUGGAUGAGGCUCGUCUUCUAGAAGCUUCGGUUCCGGUUCCAGAAUCUGCUGUUACGUGGUCCCGCGCGGAUCUGGCUGCUGCUUCCAGGACCGUUGAUUCCGAAUCCAACAGUUUGAAGCGGCGGGAGCUUUCUGAGGCCCACGAGCUCCUGGGCGACCCGCCUGAGGUCCACACUGGCAGCAGCCCAGUCCACGUCAGCAACAGCCCGGUCCACGUCAGCGGGGGCAAGCAGCGGAAGGUGGCGGUGGUGGCAGCGGUGGAUGAGGAAACGCGGAGGGGCAUGGAGGCAUGGAUGCAGGACGAGGUGAAACGCGCUGUGAGCCGUGAAUUGAAGCAGCUCCGACAGAAGCUUCUAGAAGAUGUGGACAAGCGAGUGCGCAAGCUGCAGCAAGGGAGCCGUAAGAAGAGAAGCGGCUCAAGAGGGAAAGGAGGCAGCGACUGUAAAAAAAGGUCCAAGUGUGGGAAGUCGCACAAGAGCAAGAAAUCAAAGGAGCACUACAGUGAUUCUUCGUUAUGGAAGCCUUCGUUACUGGCACACAAGCCGUUCCCCAGCAGCAUCAACAUACGGUCGUACGUGUUUCAAGGGCCAGUGGAAAUCUCGGGAAUUCGUGAGCUGAACAACAGCGGGACGAUCACCAGGCAGACCCAGAUUGCGGUUACCAAAGCAACGGCCAAGGACAAUGGUACUGUGAGUCAGAACGAGCCACAGUCACAGCGGAGCGCUCAUGGUGCUGGUGGUAUGGAGGGUCACAGUAUGGGGAGCAGCGGCGGCAGUAGCCAUUUAGAGGAGAGGAUGACUGGCGGGACGCAUGGUGAUGAGAAGAGUCAUUACCAGAAUCAGCAUGGUGAGGGGAGUGGUGGAGGGGAGAAGCAUGGUAGGGUGGGGGAGGUGAAUAAACAUGGUGGGGUUGGGAAUGUGGGGGAUGUUGAUAACGUGAGUGGCUGUGGAAGCGGUAACUGUACAGAAUCAUGUGGUGCUGACUGCGGUGGUGACGGGGGAGGUGGCAACCGUUACAAUAAUAUCAACAUCGAUAACAACGGCAACAGGUAUAUCAAUGAAAGCACCUACAAUAACGGCAACAGCUACAGUAAUGUCAGCAUAGAUAACAGCCGCAACAGGUUUAUUAAUGGCAGCAUUGAUAAUAGUGGUAGCAGCUACAGUAAUGUUACCAUUUCUGGUAACAACAGCUACAGUAACGUUACCAUUUCUGGUAACACCAGCUACAGGAAUGCCAGCAUAUACAGUGACAACAACAGCAACAGCAGUGGCUACAACAACACCAGUGGUAGCUACUAUGGAGACAAUGCAGGGGCAACUGUUACACCAGGGGCUGGAAUGGGGGGUGAUUAG
Messenger RNA from Closterium sp. Yama58-4, 2595 nucleotides. The record is from the annotation of a GenBank genome assembly. Lineage: Eukaryota; Viridiplantae; Streptophyta; Zygnematophyceae; Desmidiales; Closteriaceae.